AUGGCGCCCGCUUUCCUGACGACCCUCCACCCUGCGACGACCUCCUUCCGUUUCCCCGCCGGCGCCGGAGGGUGCAGCCGCUCUCACUGGGCCCCACCGGCGCUUUCCUCGGCGGCAACGCCAGCGGUGCCUCGCCGGCUCCUCCUUCCAGUGGCGGCCGGCAUUUGGGACUUGAUCUCCGGCGGAGCUGGCGGUGCGGCCGCUGCGUCCCUCGCCGUCCGGCGAGGUAUGCAGCUUUUCCGGCAGGGAGAUGUAGCUGGUUCAUUGGCAGAAUUUGACAGGGCGAUCGAGAUGGACCCACGACAGAAGCAAUAUCUUUGGCAACGGGGCCUCUCACUGUACUACCUAGACAGGUUUGAAGAAGGGGCAGAGCAGUUCAGGAUAGACGUUGCAGCUAACCCGAACGACACUGAAGAGUCCAUAUGGUGCUUUCUAUGUGAGGCUCAGCUAUACGGGAUUGAAGAAGCAAGGAGGCGAUUCUUGGAGGUUGGACUGGACUCAAGACCUGUAAUGCGUGAAGCAUAUGCACUGUUUAAAGAUGGUGGAGAUCCUGAAAAGUUAGCUGCAAACUUUUCGAGUGGCUCUGAUGGUGAGAUCUUCUAUUCUUCACUAUAUGCCGGACUAUACUAUGAAUCUCAGAAAGAUGCAGAUAUGGCAAAAUCUCACAUUGUUGCAGCAUGCAAGUCGCCUUAUGGAUCGAGGUCCGGCGAUUACAUGGCUUCCCUUGCAUUUGUCCACUGCCAGUGUCGCAACUGGAAUCUAGUGUGA
Messenger RNA from Miscanthus lutarioriparius, 768 nucleotides. NCBI's taxonomy places the organism in Eukaryota, Viridiplantae, Streptophyta, Magnoliopsida, Poales, Poaceae. The record is from the annotation of a GenBank genome assembly.